Cajanus cajan (pigeon pea) is the source of this 2814-nucleotide messenger RNA. RefSeq names its product wound-responsive family protein. Gene Ontology annotation, biological process: chromatin organization. The record is from RefSeq and is a predicted model, not a curated record. Gene Ontology annotation, cellular component: nucleus. Lineage: Eukaryota; Viridiplantae; Streptophyta; Magnoliopsida; Fabales; Fabaceae.
GAAAGUACCACUUUGGUAGCAGCAUGAUGUAAAGAAAGUGACCAGCACUAGAUCUUGCCCAAAGAGGACACUUCAAAACAGUUAGCAAUAGCAUAAAGGUAUCCAAACAGCAUAGUAGUAUAAAGUAAUUCCCAACCCAAACCCGUUUUACUCUGACCCGACCCUUUUCCCUCCCUGGUGUUUUUCUCGGAAAAGAGCGAGAAGAAAAUAUUUUCCACCAAACUCGAAUUGCAGUUAAAACCCCCAACAGACACACACACGCACUCCGUUAAUUCGAUUUUUCUUUAAUUUUCGGAAAUUAGUUUGGGAAUCCCGCGCAAUCUGCCUGAAGCAAGCAAUUCCCUUGUUCUCUUCUCUAAUGUUACACUCUCGCGCCCUAAUUCUCGAAUCAUUCCUGUUUCGAUGAAUUCGGCUCCGGCGAUGGCGGAGGAGAAGAGGGCCUCCUCGUCCUUCGUCAAGAAAGGCGACCGGCAAAUGUUCACGGUGGAGCUCCGCCCAGGCGAGACCACCAUAGUCUCGUGGAAGAAGCUGAUGAAGGACGCCAACAAGCCCAACGGAUCCACUUCGGCAGCGCCACACGUCGCAAUCGCUCCGGGUCAACCUGUUGAGGAUGAAGAAAAAGAUCCUUCUCAGCCAAACCGUUUCAGUGCUGUGAUAGAGAAGAUUGAACGACUUUACAUGGGUAAGGAUAGUAGUGAUGAUGAGGAUCUGCUUGAUGUUCCUGAUGAUGAUCAGUAUGAUACAGAAGACUCAUUUAUAGAUGAUGCUGAACUGGAUGAAUAUUUUGAGGUUGACAAUUCUGCAAUCAAACAUGAUGGGUUCUUUGUAAAUAGGGGGAAAUUGGAACGCAUACAUGAACCUCCUGCAGUACCUAACCAGCAACCAAAGAAAAGACGUAGAAAAGAUAUAUUGAAGAAUGCUGGUGAAAACAACGACAAUCAUGGAUCAAAUAAAACUGCUAAAGUUGGCAGGCCAGCAUCUGGCAAAACAGCUUCAUUACAGGAAAAGAAUACGUUGAAUUCCUCUGAGAAUUUGGUUGCACCUGGUGAACAUUAUGAUGAUUUGAAACUUCUGAAUCAAUUGGAUAUCUCUGGAAUUGUUUCGAAAAAGAAAACUGCUGAUACAAAACCAAUAUUGGACCCUUUUGUCUCUUUGAAAAUAUCAAGUGAUGAUGUUCCUGCUGUAACAGAUGCAAAAGAAGCUGAUAAGCAGAAGACAGGAGCUUUUCAAUCUAAGAACGUUAGUGAUAAAUAUAAAGAUGCAAGUGAAAAAGGUGCUUUUGGUCAUUCCAAAUCCCAACCUGGAAGAUCCCCUGGUAAUAUUGAUGAUUUUGAAAAUAUCAAUCGGACAAAAGAAAAAAAUGGUAUGCGUGAACUGCCAGAUCUUAACUUGUCUGAGGGAAAGUCUGCUACUCAAGCAACGAAAUCUGAUAACUUGCACAAGAAAGAUGGUUCAAGUGUUAGGCCAAAAUCUUCAAUGCUUGAAAAGUCUCUUCGUGAGUUGGAAAAAAUGGUUGCAGAAUCUAGACCACCAGCAGUGGAUAAUCAGGAGGCUGAUACUACACCCCAGGCAAUUAAAAGGAGGUUGCCUAGAGAAAUAAAGCUAAAGCUUGCUAAAGUUGCUAGACUAGCGGCAACCCACGGGAAAGUAUCAAAAGAAUUAAUUAACCGACUUAUGAGUAUUCUUGGGCAUCUGAUUCAGCUAAGAACAUUAAAGAGAAACUUAAAAAUAAUGAUCAAUAUGGGUCUCUCAGCAAAGCAGGAGGAGGAUAACAGGUUUCAACAGAUAAAGAAGGAAGUUGUUGAUAUGAUUAAGAUGCAGGCCCCAACUCUGGAAUCCAAGCAGCAGCAGAAAGGUGGAACAUCCGGUGAUUUUCAAGAAUUUAGUCCUGAUGGAAAACCAAUAACUAAAAGGAAGUUUAUUAUGGAUGCUGCAUUGGAGGACAAGAUUUGUGAUCUCUAUGAUCUUUUUGUUGAUGGGUUGGAUGAAAAUGCAGGUCCACAGAUCAGAAAGUUGUAUGCUGAGCUUGCAGAGUUAUGGCCCAGUGGUUACAUGGACAACCAUGGGAUCAAACGUGGAAUUUGCAGGGCAAAAGAGAGGCGCAGAGCACUGUACAACAAACAUAAGGAUAAGGAAAAAAUAAAGAGGAAAAAGUUGCUGACACCUAAGCUAGAGGAGAAUGUUCAAUUUGAUACCGGUUCCAUUACUUCACAGCAGAACCUACGAGACAGAGUAGCUCCAGAGUCUAGCAGCCAUGUUUUUAUUUCAGGGAACAAGCAAGUUUCUUAUACAAACACAACUGGUCGUGUUCCCAGUCCAAUGAAUGGGCUAAAACAAGAAAAAGCAAAGGUAAUUUUAAGCAGUUCCCUGGACGAUGUGAGGGUUGGAAAUGGUAUUUUAAAUAAGAAGUUAAAGAGAAGACCAGAACUUGAUUUGGAAGGACCACAUUUAGGUCUAGAGAAGGUAGCUUCCUUUCAGGGAGAAGAGAGGACCAAGCCCCUAAAGCAGUCUACAGGGCCACUUCCCACCAAAUCAAAUCCUCAGCCAACAUCUCUUCCUGAUCUUGAACAGUCAAGCUAACGUGAUAUCAAGUAGGAAGUUUAGAGGUUUACGAAGCAGAAUGUCUGUCACAUUUUUUAUUUUUAAUUUUUUCCUAAUCCCCUUCUCUAUCAAAUAGUUCCCUUAUCUUUUUUUGUAAUUAACGUCCUUGCAAUGUUACUCGAAAUAUAGAUAGAUUUAUUGUUAUUAUUAGUGAUGUACUGACAAAGCGUCUUAUGGCCUUUACGCUUCUCUUAAAGCAAUUGUACUUCUCUA